Vitis vinifera (wine grape) is the source of this 1825-nucleotide messenger RNA. Its product is annotated as WUSCHEL-related homeobox 1. The transcript is spliced from 4 exons. The record is from RefSeq and is a predicted model, not a curated record. Gene Ontology annotation, biological process: plant organ development. Gene Ontology annotation, molecular function: DNA binding; DNA-binding transcription factor activity. The coding region runs from base 520 to 1533 and encodes 337 amino acids. NCBI's taxonomy places the organism in Eukaryota, Viridiplantae, Streptophyta, Magnoliopsida, Vitales, Vitaceae.
ACACAAAAAGGCUAGAAGUCUCCAUUUUCAAAUGGGAACAAAAAAAAAAAAAAAAGGGGGGGAGGAAAUGAAGGAAAAAGGAUAAAGAAUGAGAGAGAAAGAUGGGGUUGUGUCAAGGGUUGAAAGGAACUAUACAAAGUGAAGUAGUAAUAGUGUAGUGUGGGAGGAGAAGAGGCAAAGAAGCAAACAACUACAGGGUCAUAAUAUGGUCACGUCGUUGUUAUUCCCCGCCUUCCAAUAACUCCCAGAAUUCCACGCUUUGUAUGCUCCCCCUCUGCUUUUGCUUUGUCCUUGUUACUACAUACCCCGUCUCUCUCACAAUUCAUAAAUAAGAGACCAUGGUCAACCUACUAUAUUCCUUGUUCCCUUUUCACUUUUCUUCUGUUUCAAAACCAGAACUCUUCUUUCUCCAUUUAAUCUCUCAUUCUUUCUUGUCCACUUUACACCUCUGAAGCUCUCAACGCCCCUCUUCUUGUCCACUCUACUACCCAUUUCCCUACGAAGCACACUCUUAGUACCAUGUGGACGAUGGAUUCUAGUGAUAGCAGCGACCUUACCAUGUCUGAUUCCUUCCAUGGUCGGAAACUUCGGCCUCUCGUUCCAAGGCCUAAUGCUUCUGUCCUCCCCAAGAUUACAGUGAAUUCUACAGUGGCAAUCUCUCCUUGUAUUAGUCACCUUCAUGGCACUGAUCUUUUUGCAUUGAAUCACCAUCUGGGUGGUACAUCUGAUCAGCAAAGAAAGACAGAUUUCAACACACAACCCUUCGGGAGCUCAAGGUGGAAUCCAACACCAGAGCAGCUACAAGCCCUGGAGGAGCUGUAUCGACGAGGAACGCGAACACCCACUGCUGAACAAAUCCAACAAAUUGCUGCACAACUUCGUCUGUUCGGCAAGAUUGAAGGGAAGAAUGUGUUUUACUGGUUUCAAAAUCAUAAAGCGCGAGAACGCCAGAAACGCCGUAGAGAGUUGGAGUCAGAUUCUGAAGAACAACAGCGUGAUAAUGGUAGCCUAGAAAGGAAAGAAUCAGUGCUGAGAAGGACAUGUAUUGAAGUUGAACAGACAAAGAACUGGGUGGUGCCCUCUUCAAACUGCAGUACACUCUCUGAGGAAUCUGUUUCAAUACAGAGAGCAGCGGUUGCAGAAAGUAGAACAGAUGUGUGGUUUCAAUUUGAGGAGAGAGAAUUACAGCAGACAAGAAGCACAGUAGAAAGGCAGGCCACAUGGCAGUUGAUGGGGCUCACCUCUUCUCCUCCUUCCCAACUUAUAGACACCAUAACCACAACCACCGUAGCCGAAGCAUUGAAUACAAUAUACCCAAAGCAGAAGCCAUUAAGCCCUCAAAGUCUCAGACCCAACACCCACCUCGAACAUGAAACCAGGGAGUCUCAAACCCUUCAACUCUUCCCAGUUCAGGGGGGCCAGAGCUUCAAUGCUGCUAAUGAAAUCAUUAGCGUGGCUGAGAUGGAGAAUGGAUUACCCAUCACAACCAUAGACACCAACUUCACUCCAAACCAGUUUUUUGAGUUCCUCUGAACAAGUGAGAAGAAAGCAGGUCGGACCCAUGUGGUCACAGUUAAUUGCUUUGCUGUUUAUGUAUGACGAUAAAUCCGACUUAGGUUUGCUUUUUCCGUUGGAAUCUGCUACUGUUCUUAACCGUUUAUAUCAUGCCAAGGUGCAACACUAGGAUAGGGACAUGUAGUUAUGUUUUGAUGGAAGACAUUGCCCUAAAUUGCAUUUGGACCAUGUCGCUUACACCAAUGUAGUUCCUUAUUUUAGAGGCCAUGGCAGUCAAUAUAUCUUCAAAAAAAUAUUAUUAUUUCAUGCA